AUUGAGGAGGCAGAACAUUGGUAUUUGGGAGAUUGAAUAAAUCAGGAAAGAGAGUAUUGUUUCCUAACCAUCCAUUGUCACCAUUGAUUUCCCUAUUGUUCUGGUAGGAUGCCUCAGGCCUGGACGGUCACGGCCCCACCAUAGCUCUCAAUUCAUUCAUUCAUUUCUCAUUCUAAAUCCAUUAAAGAGGCUCACUACAAUCCUCAUGUCGCACGCACUAAAACUGCUCAAAAACUAAUUACAUUACAGUCGACUGCAUGGUAUUCUACUUGAAUAAUUAAAGCAGUUGAUGUGCGCGGUGUGAUCGGGUUGUCUUGGUAUAUCUUCGUUGAACUUUCUUAAGCCGAUCGCAACACCAACAGCAUCGGUUGAUAUUACCAUCUAUUGUACCCCUAAAUAUACCGGAGAAAGUGCAUUCCCUCGAAAUGUCUGGAAAAUAUUCAACAGACCCGGUAUGGGCCUCCGUCGAACCGAUCCCGCUCAAUGAUGGCUCGGAAACUGGGGCUAUUCCCUUAGCAACUAUUGCCUAUGCAGCUGAAUACCUUGAGGCUACUUCAUAUUUACGAGCAGUAAUGGCUGCCAAUGAAAUGUCCGACAGGGCACUGAAACUGACUGACGAUGUAAUCGCCAUGAACCCGGCCCAUUACACUGUCUGGAUCUACCGUGUUAAAAUUCUUUUUGCCCUAAAGAAGAAUCUCACCGAAGAAUUCGAAUGGCUGAACAAAAUGUCUCUGAAGUAUCUUAAGAACUACCAAAUAUGGCACCACCGCCAGGUCCUCAUGUCCUCUAGGGAAAACUUCCCAACACUCCCAUCCGGGGAGCUCGACUUCCUCAUGGAGAUGUUCAAGCAAGAUGCCAAAAACUACCACGUCUGGACCUACCGCCAUUGGUUAGUUCGACAUUUUAGACUCUGGGACGAGCCCCGAGAGAUCCAGGAUGUCGAUUUCCUCCUAGCACAAGACUUGAGGAAUAAUUCCGCCUGGAACCAUCGUUUCAUGCUCCGCUUCGGCCCACGCAGCGACGAGCCAGAUGGUGGUAUGCCGAAUAGUACCGCGCCUCCACCCGAGAAGGGCAGGUUGGCCGUGGUCGACGAGGACCUUGUCGACGCUGAGCUGGAGUAUGCCAAGGCCAAACUUAUUCGUGCUCCUGAAAAUCGCAGCCCGUGGGCAUAUGCCCGUGGUGUAUUGCGGGCGGCUGGCCGGCCCCUCUCCGAGUGGAAGGAGUUUGUUAAGAAGUUCGUCCUGGAGGAGUCUGAGAACGACAAGGUGGUAGAUGUUGAGGUCAAGAGUAGCCAUGCUGUAGAAUGGCUGGCGGAUGUGUACGCGGAAGAGGGCGAAUCAACCACAGCCGAGGCCGUGCGAAUGUUUACCCUACUGAAGGACAAGUAUGAUCCCAUCCGGAAGAAUUACUGGGAUUAUCGAAUUCGUAUGAUUGCUCCAACGCAGAUUUCCGCUUCGGCAUGAAGCGUCAUGUAAAUAGGGUUUAAUUUGAUCUCUUGCCUCUUCCUUUUUUCUUUUCUUUUUUCUGGGGAUCAAUUGCAAACUACGGGGGUUAAUGUAUGCUCAAGAGAAUUGUAGAUAUCAU
Molecule: messenger RNA, 1584 nt
Organism: Aspergillus alliaceus
Lineage: Eukaryota; Fungi; Ascomycota; Eurotiomycetes; Eurotiales; Aspergillaceae
Gene: ramB
Product: bifunctional protein farnesyltransferase/protein geranylgeranyltransferase
Exons: 3
Coding region: 426-1463 (345 amino acids)
Biological process (GO): protein farnesylation; protein geranylgeranylation
Cellular component (GO): cytoplasm; protein farnesyltransferase complex; CAAX-protein geranylgeranyltransferase complex
Molecular function (GO): CAAX-protein geranylgeranyltransferase activity; protein farnesyltransferase activity
Source: RefSeq, a predicted model, not a curated record